AUGCCAAAAAGUAGCAUUAAAAGAUUAUAUCCAAAGGAUCUCAAGGAUUUAAAUCCAAGCUUCUACAAACCACAAUCAAUCUCAAAACUAGACUUUUUAUUUGACGAAAUUUUUUCCUUUAUCUUACCCUUAUCCAAUGAUGAGCUAAAUUUCAAAAAAAAUAAUUCUGCAAAAUUAUCAUUAUCCAAUGCAUUCCAAAAUGACAAUAUAAUCGAUUUGUUAUUUGAUAAGAAUUUAAACAAAUUGGAAAAUCAUAUUCAAAAUUACAUUGCUCAAAGGCACAACAACAAUCUGGAUUAUACUUUAAAUCAUUUUGAUAAAAGAUUUAUAAUAUUAGAUAAAUUAUUAAACUACCUAUUAAAAAUUGACCAAUUAUCUAAACUUGAAAAAUCAAAAUCUGAAAAUAAACAUUUAAUUACAAUAUCUUUGCAAGAUUUGAAAAUAUUUGGAGAUUUACUAAAUUUAAUCAUAAUUCAAGGUAUUUAUCCCUCAAUUCCUUCAAAUAUUUUAAUAUCUUUAAAUAAAAGACAGUUGAAUAAUAGUAAUAAUACUAAUGCUUUUGAUAAUCCUUUAAUUCAAAAAUUUAAAAAAUUAUAUUUAAAAUAUGAAAAAAUUCCUGAUUCUGAUUUAAUUCUACAAUUGAAUUUGUUGACUAAUAUUAUAUCUAAGUUUGACACAAUCUUGUUAUCAGAUUCCACUAUCGAUAAAGAUGGCAAUAAUUUAGAAAAUUGCGAUGUUAAAAAAUUACUUUUACCUGGUAUUGGUUAUUCGGAUAUUUUGAUUUCUUACCUAUAUUUAAUAUCAAACCCAAGCAUUCAAAGCCAAUUUGAUUUCCAAACAAUAUCUCAUUGGAAAACAAAUUUAGAUGAAAUUGAAUCCUUGAAAAAUACUUAUGAUUUAUUUCAAUUUUACUCUCUAAUACUAAAUAAUGCAAAUUCUCCCAUUUGGUUUAAAAAUGUCGUCAAAUCAAAGCUAUCUUAUUUAAUCGUAAAGAGAAUCGAUGAUGGUGUCUUUUCUUUAUUAGAUUUUAUAUGUGAAUUAAGAGAAUCCGAUGAUAUCGAUAUCGAGAAAAUUGACAGAUUUAACAAAAUUUUAUUAGCAAAACCAAAAAAUUUAGACCCAAAGUUAUAUUUCACAAAUAUAGGAAAUCAAAUUUAUAACAUAUUGAUACGAAUUAAUGAUCCUUUGAUAACAUCCAUUGCCUCAAAUUUUGUUCAAUCGCUUUUUGCUAAGAAUAAAUUUAUUAUCCAUAAUUUUUUUUUCAAAAGAAUAUGGUUUAAUUUUUCUCCUCAUUUAGAUACUGAAAAUUUUAGAAAAUUCAAAGAAAACUAUUUAAAAUCUAAAAACUCCGAAGAUAGUAACAACAAUAACAUGAAUAAGGAUGUUAUAGUUGAUGAAGCUGAAUUGAAUAAUACAAUCAAUGUAAUUUUAUCUUUAUCCAAAAAUUCCAAUGAAAAUGUCUUAUCUUUUUUAUUUAAUGACUCUUUAAUAUUAUCAUUAUGGAAUUAUAUAAUAUUUUGUAAAAAAACCAAAAGGAUUUCUAAUAUUGGAGUCAUCACAGAUCUCUUUAAAAUAUUUUUCACUUUAACGUCAAAUAUAAAUUCAUUAGAUUUGAUCUCCAAAAAUUUAUUUACCAUAUUAAAUGACAACUGGAGUUUUGGAAAUGGUGACAAUGGUCUUGUUUGUAUUAAAUUCAAUGAGUCUGUUGAUGAAAUUUCUAACCAAUAUACAAAUGAAAAACUCAUAGGUUUAUUGGAUAUGUUGGUUGAAACGUUUAUUGAUUUAUUGAAAAAAUUAGAUAAUGAUGAUUUAAUUCAAAAACAGUUUUCUUUACUUUUAAAAAGAUGGCUACCAAUGAAUAUUGAUCAUUUUCAUUCAAAUUUAAACUCUACAAAAAAUGAAAAAACCGAAAAAUUGGUCAUUGAUGGAGAAAAUGAAAAUGAUUUCAUUAAUCCAUUUACUGUUUUAAUUGAUUUGAAACUAUUAGAAGAAAUUUCCAAUAAAUUUAAAGAUAAAUUAUUAAUUUUUAAAAAUGAUAAAUCAAGCCAAAAUGCAUUAGAAAUCUUGGAUAUAAUUAAAAAAAUUCUUGAAAUAAACGUUAAAAAAAUGGAUAAGUCCAAACAGGGUAAUAAUAUCAAAAGUAGUAGUAUAUCUCAUAUUAUUGAUAAUAAUAAUCAAAAUACUGAAAGUGAUGACAAUGAAGAAGAUUCUGAUGAUGAAGAUGAAAGUCUUGAAACAUCAGAAUCAUUAAACUUAGUUCUUGAAUUACUAUCUGCAAUUCUUUAUGAGACAGAUCCCAAAGAAUUCUCAGCUGAUUUUAUGCAAAUGUUGAAAUCAAUGAAAAGCUUACUUAAAAAGUUGUCGCUGCAAAAUCAUGCUGCAAAAUCCUUAUUGGCAACAAUAAUUGAAAUGACUAAUGUUGAGAAUAAUAAAGCACAAAAAGGUAUUUCAAACAAGAAAUUAACUGAGGAACAGCAGGACAUCAAAAUUUUUUCAAAGGCUAUCAGCAAUCUUACUGAUCCAUUGGUUCCAAUAAGAGCUCAAAGUUUUUACUUGAUUAGAAAAUUAAUUAUAAAGGAAUCGCCGGUAAUAUCCCUUGAAUAUGUUUUGAAUUUACAUUUGAUUCAUUUGAAAGAUGAAGAAACUUUUAUAUUUUUAAAUGUUAUUAAAGGUUUAGAUUCAUUAAUUGAAUUCAACAAGGAUGGAACACUACCGAAAUUAAUGAAUAUUUAUAAAGAUGAUGCGAGUAAUCUUGAUUACAGGUUGAAAAUUGGCGAAGUAAUUUUGAGGGCUAUAAAAAGGUUAGGAGAGGUUCUUAAACCAGAGCUAUUGAAUUUGUUAUCUAGCACAUUGCUAGAGAAUAAGAUAAAAUCAAUUGAACAAUUCAAGAGCGAUAAUAGAUUGAGGAUGUCAUCAAUGUCAAUUUUGGGACAAAUUUGUCAAAUUAAUCCUUAUGGCAUACAAUCAAGUUUGGCUGAUGCAUUUGACUGUGUAAUUGGGAUACUUGAAAUGGAGACAAAAAACGAAGAAAUGGAGGCAAUUAUGAGACGAUCUGCUAUUGUUCUAGUAAGUGAUUUGAUUUCAGGGCCUGGAGGAUUGAUAGGUGUUCCCAAGGGAUAUGGAAAGAAGGUAUUGAAAGUUUUGAAAUACAUCAAAGAUACAGAUGGUGAUUUAUUGGUGAGAGAUCAAGCUGAAGAUACAAUCGCUCUUAUUAACAAUACAGUAUUAGAGGCCUUUAUACCAAUAGAAACUAGAAAAUGA
Ascoidea rubescens DSM 1968 is the source of this 3261-nucleotide messenger RNA. RefSeq names its product Rtp1p (gene RTP1). The record is from RefSeq and is a predicted model, not a curated record. Bases 1 to 3261 code for a protein of 1086 amino acids. The transcript has 2 exons. Lineage: Eukaryota; Fungi; Ascomycota; Saccharomycetes; Ascoideales; Ascoideaceae. Gene Ontology annotation, biological process: protein secretion.